AACCCGCUGGACGCCGGAACAUGGCGCGGCCGCCCGCGAGCCUCGGGUCGCAGGCUUCCGACCGCGACCGAGGGGAGGCCAACGUGGUAACGCGGAUGUCGCAGUGGGCGGACAAACAUCUGCGUCUUGUCCAGAACAUCAGCACUGGAAUGGCCAUAGCUGGGAUAGUGUUACUAAUAAGGAGCGUUCGGCUGACGUCAAAAUUUACAACCUCCUCAGAUAUUCCAGUAGAAUUUAUAAGAAAGAAAGUUAAACUACGUGGCCGAUUACAGCGGAUAACUGAGUGUGGUCUAGAAAUUGAACAUGUACCUAUUACUUUACCUUUCAUAUCUUCAUGGAAACAAGAGCCGUGUGGAGUUUUGUUGGUUAAAUUGGCUGGAGUAGAACUCACUGAAGCCGGUAAGGUGUGGCUACAGAAAGAGCUGAGACCUUCCCAGCUCCUGUGGUUCCAGCUCCUCGGAAAGGAGAAUUCGGAACUCUUUUGCUACCUCUUAGUGAACAAGGGUGGAUAUUUUAAUGUGAAUCUGAAUGAGGAGAUUUUGAGAAGAGGCUUGGGCAAAACCGUUCUUGUUAAAGGGCUAAAUUACGACUCAAAAACCCACUGGAAAAUUCACAGAAACUUGCUUAAAGCUGAAUUGACAGCCUUAAAGAAAGGAGAAGGAAUCUGGAAGGAAGAGUCUGAAAAAGAAAGUUAUUUUAGAAAAUUGAAAGAUUCCUGGAGGGAGAGAUGGACAAAGGACAGUGAUUUAAAAACAGCCGGACCGGGUCUCAGCGCCACCAAAGAGGGUCAUUACAACAGGUUUUGCAGGGCUUACGGAAGCUGGAAGGACAACAUGGGCAACUACUCUUUAGUUCUGAAACUCAGAGAAUUCGUGAGCCGCUUACACUUUCGGAGGAAAGGAUGAACCUCCGUGAAGUCUGGAGUGGCCCUCCCUGAAGAGUGCCUUGGAGCUGUGAGAGCACUUUUCAUUUGACUCAAAAUGGAAAUUCCCUCAGGUGAUCACAAUCCCAGUCUCGUGGUACUUGCACAUUAUAGCCACUGUUAACAUCAGCAUCAAUGAAAGAAUGACACACUGUGAAUGUUACCCGGUAGAAGGAUGUAUAUACUCUAGAACUUAUGUUUUGCCUUUAUCUUUUCCUCCCUGCCCCCUAGUGCCAUGAAUUGAACUCAGGGUCUCAGGCACUCUGGUCUGCAGCACACCAUUACUGAGUUUUAUUACCAACCCUACAGUGGUAAUGUCUGAAGAGUAAGUUUAAGUAUUGACUUAUAUUAGUGGUUUGGGGCAGCCCAUAUUUAACAUUCGUUUUUCAAUUUUAUCAACUUUAUAAUAAAGGAAUUGUUUUAAAAAAGAUUUUCUCUCUGAGGUCACUCUCUUUCUUCAAGCAUCUUUCCAGUUACUCCUGAAUUAGGACCACUGAUCCAAGAGGUACAACCACCAUUCCUUGUAAUAAAUACAGCUAAUUUCAUUCUGUUGUUAGAUAAGAGGAUUGCCCUUAAGACAAAGAUGAGAAGGACAACACAGAGGACAGAAAGGAAGGAUCUUUAGGACAUCAUGGAGCCCCUGAACUCACCAAUUCUUGAACUACCCUGCCUUCCAACUCCUAAGUACCCAAGAGAGUAAACUGCUUAGACGGUAAGGUUAGUUUCAAGUUGGGUGUGGUGGCACCACCUGUAAUCCCAGCACUUGGUAAGUACAGACUGGAGGAGAAGAAUUCAAGGUUAUCCCUGGUGCAUACUGAAUUCAAAACCAGUUUGAGCUAAUUAAUAUGAGACUUUAUCUAAAAAUCAG
This is a messenger RNA of Rattus rattus (black rat), 1790 nucleotides long. It is a transcript of the gene Miso1, whose product is annotated as chromosome 3 C3orf33 homolog. Bases 21 to 905 code for a protein of 294 amino acids. NCBI's taxonomy places the organism in Eukaryota, Metazoa, Chordata, Mammalia, Rodentia, Muridae. The record is from RefSeq and is a predicted model, not a curated record. The transcript is spliced from 5 exons.